GCCUAGUUAAAAUGGUCGCCUUCUUCUGUCCUAAUGAAAGUUAAAUAGUAAUUUUCCAUUUUCUUACCAUCAAGUUUUAUUUUACCAUAUGUAUUUUACCGUAUGAUCCAUUUAUCUAUUUAUUACCCAUGAAUGUAUACUUGAAGGGGUACGAGAGUUCAUAGUUUCAACAAGAUGAGUGAUUUGUUGUGGAUCUCAGGACUAUGUGUUAUUGCCUUAGUGGUUGUUAGGAUUAGUCACUGGUGUUACCGAUGGUCAAACCCCAAGUUCAAUGGCAAGUUACCUCCAGGAUCAAUGGGUUUCCCGAUCAUCGGAGAGACGUUCGACUUCUAUAAGCCUCAUGGGUUCUACGAGAUCUCGCCUUUUUUCAAGAAGAGGAUGUCAAGGUACGGGCCAUUGUUUCGAACGAACCUUCUUGGAUUCAAAACCGUGGUUUCGACAGAUAAAGAUGUGAACAUGGAGAUUUUGCGGCAAGAGAACAAGUCUUUCAACUUAAGUUAUCCAGAUGGGUUAGUGAAGUCACUAGGAAAAGAGAGCAUAUUCUUUAAGACAGGAAGCAUACACAAGAACAUCAAACUAAUAAGUAUGCAGCUUGUCGGCUCUGAGAAUCUAAAGCGGAAUAUGAUAAAAGAUAUGGACCGCGUGACCCGAGAACAUCUCAGUUCCAAAGCUAGCCAAGGAAGAUUUGAUGUUAGGGAUACAGUUUUCAGUAUGAUAACAGCUCACUUAACACCAAAAAUGAUAAGUAAUCUCAAACCAGAGACUCAAGCAAAGCUUAUGGACAAUUUCAAGGCCUUUAGUUUCGAUUGGUUCAGGCCAUCUUUUACUCUCUCUGCCGUGAAAGGAAUCUACACUACUAUUCAGGCAUGCCGGGAUGGGAUGCGGCUGUUAAAUGAUGUUUACUCGAAGAGGAACGCGUCGAAAGAGAAGCAUGAUGACUUCCUUAACACUGUGAUGGAAGAGCUUGAGAAAGAAGGAAACUUAGUGACCCAAGAUGCUAUUGUAAGCCUCAUCUUUGUUCUUUCUUGUGUAACUCAGGAGCUCACCGUUAAGACCAUUUGUUUCGCGGUCAAAUUCUUAUCGGAAAACCCAAAAGUUCUCGCUGAAUUGAAGAGAGAGCACGAGGCAAUCCUUGGGAGCAGAGAAGAUAAAGAAGGUGGAGUUACUUGGGAAGAAUACAGACACAAGAUGACUUUCACCAACAUGGUUAUCAAUGAGACACUUCGAUUGGCAAACAUGGCUCCGGUCGUGUUUAGAAAGGCUGUGGAGGAUGUUGAGAUCAAUGGAUACACGAUUCCAGCUGGUUGGGUAGUGUUGGUUGCAACUUCAGUGGUUCAUUUUGAUUCUGAAAUUUAUGAAAAUCCUUUCGAGUUUAAUCCAUGGAGAUGGGAGGGUAAAGAGGUACGGUCCGGAUCAAAAACUUUCAUGGUGUUUGGAGGAGGAGUCAGACAAUGCGUUGGUGCAGAAUUUGCGAGACUUCAGAUUUCACUCUUCCUUCAUUACCUUAUCACCAAUUACGACUUCUCGUUGUUCAAAGGCUCUAAGGUGAUUCGAGCACCAGCUGUUUUCUUCCCUGAGGGCAUUUCAAUAAACAUCUCCAAACGUUCCACAUGACCUUAUCCGAGACAUAUCAUGUUCUACAAUCUCUUUAGUGUAUCUUUGUUGUUUUUUCGUAAACAAUAUAGUAUUAAUGUGCGCGAUUUCAACAUUUUCUACAUGCAAUUCUACAAAUUUAAUACCUUUUAUGAA
This is a messenger RNA of Capsella rubella, 1749 nucleotides long. Its product is annotated as cytochrome P450 708A2. The record is from RefSeq and is a predicted model, not a curated record. The coding region runs from base 175 to 1614 and encodes 479 amino acids. Gene Ontology annotation, molecular function: heme binding; monooxygenase activity; iron ion binding. The transcript has 8 exons. Lineage: Eukaryota; Viridiplantae; Streptophyta; Magnoliopsida; Brassicales; Brassicaceae. Gene Ontology annotation, biological process: sterol metabolic process.